AUGGAUGCGAUUGUAGUGAAUCUAAUAGGGGAUAUUCCUCCUAUGACAAAAAUAUGGACAUUAGGCUGUAUCGGUGUAUCGGUGUUAACAUCGACUCAGAUUAUAGACACAACUAAGACCCUUUAUAACUUUGAUUUAGUUUUUAAGAAGGGGCAAUAUGGAAGACUCCUGUAUUCUAUAUUUGAUUAUGGAGAAUUUAACUGGAAUACGAUGCUAAAUCUUUAUAUUACAACGACUCAUUUAACAAUGCUAGAAAACUCGUUUACGAAUAGAAAUAGGUAUAUAUGGUAUAUUACGAUAUUAUUCAUAUCUAUUCUGUCCAUGAGCAUUUAUGAGCAGCCUUUAUCUUCAUUGGGCUCCAUUCUACAGGAAAAUUUGGUAUAUUUUAAUUUGAAAAAAAAUGGCAGUCAACUACAAUUCCAAUUGAUCGGCGGUAUUGAUAUAAGUCCCUUAUUAAUCCCAAUCUAUAUGAAUGCUUUCAUGUAUUUUGUGUAUAAAAGAUCAUUGUUCCAAAUUGGGAUGAAUUUUAUACCUGCCCAUUUAUUAUUUUAUUUUGACGACAUUAUUUCAAGUAUCUAUAAUAUCGACUUAGGUAAGCCACCUACUGAAUGGUGGACAAGAGAUGCACCAGCUAAUAAUGAUAAUAGUACUGAUAAUAGCACAGAAAAUAAUACCGGAAAUAAUACUGAAAAUAUUACGGAGAAUAAUAAUAACAAUGAAACUGAAAAUAAUAAUGCUGAGCAAUCUCAACAUCAAGAAGCACGAGAUACAAAUAGAAAUAAUGAUAGUGAACAUUAUAACCAAGAUACUAAUAGAAAUGAGAUCACUGAAUCAAAUGACCAUAAUAUACCGCACCGCCAUUUAAAUGAACAACGUCAAUCAGAGCUCAUUGGUAUUGAUAAUCAUAGCAAUGAGAACUCUGAGAAAGAUAUACUUUCUAAUGAGCAAGUUAAACUGUCAGCUAGAAAUAAUUCAUUAUAUAAUGAUGAGUUAUCCAGCAAAUUGUUAUCUCGACAAUCAUAUAAACAAGUGAAUGAUGAUGAUCAUAUAAUAAAUGAACUAGAAGAAAUGGCCGAUAAUAUCGAAGAAAUUAUACAUAAGGGCAGUACAUUGUCCAACGAUACUGAUGACGAAGAUACACAAUUAUUACAACGUCAUACCUGA
This is a messenger RNA of Henningerozyma blattae CBS 6284, 1164 nucleotides long. RefSeq names its product derlin (gene DER1). Gene Ontology annotation, molecular function: ubiquitin-specific protease binding; misfolded protein binding. The transcript has a single exon. The record is from RefSeq and is a predicted model, not a curated record. Gene Ontology annotation, biological process: endoplasmic reticulum unfolded protein response. Gene Ontology annotation, cellular component: endoplasmic reticulum membrane; Hrd1p ubiquitin ligase ERAD-L complex. Lineage: Eukaryota; Fungi; Ascomycota; Saccharomycetes; Saccharomycetales; Saccharomycetaceae. Bases 1 to 1164 code for a protein of 387 amino acids.